AUGCAGUCGACAGCUUUGGAAGGUGAUAUACCUCAGUCAGAACAACAAGUGCAAAAGUCUUCUGUGGCCGAAACAGCUGCAUUCAUUGCAGGUGCUGCCUCCUUCAUCAGCUAUUUCGUNCUUUGGAAGGUGAUAUACCUCAGUCAGAACAACAAGUGCAAAAGUCUUCUGUGGCCGAAACAGCUGCAUUCAUUGCAGGUGCUGCAAUUCUGCCAUUGA
Molecule: messenger RNA, 219 nt
Organism: Anisakis simplex (herring worm)
Lineage: Eukaryota; Metazoa; Nematoda; Chromadorea; Rhabditida; Anisakidae
Source: the annotation of a GenBank genome assembly